AUGCGUACCUUAGCACUAUUCGUCUCAAUCUUGUGCGCUAUUCAAGCACUACCGCUAGACAAAACAGCGAUUCAACCAAAGAUAUUGCAACCGGUCGAGCCUGCAAAGAAAGGUCUCAUCGUUGGGGCAGCUCAAGACGUGAAACAAGAGAUCAAUGGAGUGAUUGAAUCGAUCAAGAAGGAUGCUGACGUUGUUGUCGAAAAACUGGAUGUGAAAAUCGAACCAGAGGAGAAAAGAAGACAUCAUGGCGGACAUGGUGGUCAUGGUGGUCAUGGUGGACACGGUGGUCAUGGAAACCGUAAUCCAGAACUCCAACGUCUUGUCGAUGAUAUGUGGCAAGCUGAUCAGGAUAAACCGCACAAUCAAAUCGAUUGGGGUAAUCCCAUGGACGGAAAUAUGGAUCAAUCAUCAAAUCCAUUGAUAGCAAAUGUGGACGAGAAUGUUCUCCAGAAUGAUCAAUAUCAAGCAUUGUUAGCAAUGUACCAAGCGAAUGUCUUCACGCCUAAUGUAUGUGAGGAAGAACAGCCGAUGACUGGUAAUAAAUUGCAAGUCGUGCAGAAUACUUUCAACGCGUUCGUGCAAACACCAAUGUUCCAACUUGCAUACAAGUACAUGAGAGAUCAUGGAGUUGCUGGUGAGUGGAACGAAUUUAGCCAAAAAUUAUGGAAUCUAUGGAUGGGAACGUAUUCGCGCUGUCACCACCGUGCACAGGGAAGCUCAGGAUGGGAACAUGUCUUCAUCGGUGAAUGGAAAGGAAACGAAGUUGAUGGUCAGCACUCAUGGGUGAAAUAUUACACUCUUCAACAGGCUGAUCAAGUCGAUUAUUACGGUUACAAGAAUCACGAUGCGGAUCUCAUCGGAAGUUUCCAAUACACUUGGGAAAAUCACUUGAAGAGACUUGGUGGCUUCUUCUUGAACACAUCACCAGCGUUCGACUUCUCACUGCUCACAGUCUGCGCACUAACAGAGCCUGGUGCAAACGGGUGCAGAUUCAUGCUCGAAAACUUCCCAGUGAGCGUCACCUCCUAUACACAGUCAUGUGAUGCGGGUAUUUGUCUAGCAACUGCAUAUCCAGCUGAAUAA
This is a messenger RNA of Anisakis simplex (herring worm), 1083 nucleotides long. The record is from the annotation of a GenBank genome assembly. NCBI's taxonomy places the organism in Eukaryota, Metazoa, Nematoda, Chromadorea, Rhabditida, Anisakidae.